CUCAGCCGCACGAGUGAUUAAGGAGUAACCUCUCUUUCUCUAUUAACCGGUGUGCAAGUGAUCUUUUCUCCCUUUUAACGAUUUAAUUACUUAUUAAUAAAUUUAAAAUAAAAAUGCUGUCGUUGAUAAACAGAAACGUUGCGUUUAAAACUCAAAGUUUUUUAAGGAAAGCAAACGUCAAGACAAAGAUACAUUUCUCAAGUUUAUCCGAUGACGUCCAUAAAUCCUUGGAGACAAUCCGUAAUAUAGGUAUUUCGGCGCAUAUCGAUUCGGGUAAAACCACAUUAACAGAAAGGAUUCUAUUCUAUACUGGGCGGAUAUCUGAAAUGCACGAGGUAAAAGGUAAAGACAAUGUUGGAGCAACGAUGGACUCGAUGGAGCUUGAGAGACAACGAGGAAUAACGAUUCAGUCAGCAGCAACAUACACUAUUUGGAAACAGCAUAACAUUAACAUCAUAGAUACUCCAGGUCAUGUAGAUUUUACUGUCGAAGUUGAAAGAGCUCUCCGAGUAUUGGAUGGAGCAAUUUUGGUGCUGUGUGCUGUCGGUGGGGUUCAAAGUCAGACUUUGACUGUGAAUCGGCAGAUGAAACGAUAUAAUGUGCCUUGUUUGGCUUUCAUCAACAAACUAGAUAGACAGGGUGCUAACGUAAACAGAGUACUCGGCCAGAUGAGGUCAAAACUUGGUCACAAUGCAGCAUUGCUUCAGCUUCAGAUCGGAAAAGAACAAGAUGUUCAAGGCAUUGUGGAUAUAGUAAGCAGAAAGGCAUUGUAUUUCACCGGAUCUUUUGGAGAGACUGUGGAGGAAAGAGAUAUUCCCAAAGACAUGGUGUCUGAAACUGAAGAUAAACGCCAGGAAUUGAUUGAACACGUUUCCAAUGUGGAUGAAGUACUCGGAGAGAUGUUUUUAGAAGAAAAGACACCGACUGAAGAGGAUAUUAAAGCAGCGAUAAGGAGAACGUGCUUGAAACGAAUUUUCACACCUGUUCUUGUUGGGACUGCGUUGAAAAACCGUGGUGUUCAACCUCUUCUUGAUGCCGUUCUUCAUUAUCUACCUCAUCCUGGUGAAGUGACAAAUUUUGCGAAUAACAACGAUACAAAAAGUGGGGAAGCUGAAAAAGUUCUGUUGAACCCUGCGAGGAACAAUGAAAAUCCAUUUGUAGCUUUGGCAUUUAAGCUUGAAGCGGGUCGUUUUGGACAGUUGACUUACAUGAGGUGUUAUCAAGGAUGCUUACAGAAAAGUGAAAAUAUCUAUAAUGUCCGGAAUAAUAAAAGGAUAAGAGUAGCAAGAUUGGUGAGAAUGCAUGCUGAUCAGAUGGAAGAUGUAAACGAAGUCAAGGCUGGUGAUAUAUUUGCUCUUUUUGGUGUCGACUGUGCCAGUGGGGAUACUUUUGUGACCAAUCCAAAGCUCAAUUUAACUAUGGAAUCGAUUCAUGUUCCAGACACUGUGGUGUCGAUGGCAAUAACACCGAACCAUUCAAAAGACAGGGACAGUUUUAGUAAAGCGGUUGCCCGAUUCACCAAAGAGGACCCGACAUUCCAGUUUUCGUACGACGCUGAUAACAAAGAGACCAUUGUUUCUGGCAUGGGGGAAUUACACUUAGAAAUAUACGCUCAGAGGAUGGAAAGAGAAUACGGUUGCCCUGUAACCCUCGGCAAACCGAAAGUUUCUUUUAGAGAAACAUUGGUAUUUCCUUGUUCGUUUGAUUAUCUUCACAAAAAACAAUCAGGUGGUGCUGGUCAAUUCGCCAGAGUAAUAGGCGUUGUAGAACCAUUACCACCGAAUCAGAACACUUUGCUGAUCUUUAAAGAUGAGACUUCUGGUCCCAAUGUACCGAAACAGUUUAUACCUGGUGUAGAAAAGGGUUUUUAUCAGAUGGCACAAAAAGGCCUUCUCUCGGGGCAUAAAUUAUCUGGGCUCUGUUUGAAACUACAAGACGGUGCUCACCACAUCGUAGAUUCGAGUGAACUUGCUUUUAACUUGGCUAUUCAAGGAGCCAUAAAACAAGUUUUUGAACAAGGUACUUGGCAAGUCCUGGAGCCCAUAAUGACUGUUGAAGUCACCGUCCCGGAAGAGUUCCAAGGUGCUGUCAUCGGACAGCUGAACAAGAGACACGGCAUCAUCAUAGGAAUUGACGGGAUUGAUCAAUGGGUCACAAUCACGAGUGAGGUCCCGUUGAACGAUAUGUUCGGCUAUGUCGGGGAACUGAGAUCUAUGACUCAGGGCAAAGGUGAAUUUACAAUGGAAUAUUGUAGGUAUUCACCGACUCUCCCAGAGGUUCAAGAAAAGUUAGUCGAAGCCUAUCAGAUUGCAUCUGGCAUUGAAGUACCACAACAAAAAAAGAAGAAAAAUUAACAGAUUUAAUUAACUGUUUCUCUCCUCACUGUACAAAAUGUAUAUAUAAAUUAGAUAUCAUCUUUAGUUACCAAUGAUCUUUCUAUAAAAAUUAAAUGUUUUUACAAUUA
This is a messenger RNA of Cimex lectularius (bed bug), 2464 nucleotides long. It is a transcript of the gene mEFG1, whose product is annotated as elongation factor G, mitochondrial. Gene Ontology annotation, cellular component: mitochondrion. Bases 114 to 2354 code for a protein of 746 amino acids. NCBI's taxonomy places the organism in Eukaryota, Metazoa, Arthropoda, Insecta, Hemiptera, Cimicidae. The record is from RefSeq and is a predicted model, not a curated record. Gene Ontology annotation, molecular function: GTPase activity; GTP binding; translation elongation factor activity. The transcript has 15 exons. Gene Ontology annotation, biological process: mitochondrial translational elongation.